Molecule: messenger RNA, 948 nt
Organism: Diatraea saccharalis (sugarcane borer)
Lineage: Eukaryota; Metazoa; Arthropoda; Insecta; Lepidoptera; Crambidae
Source: the annotation of a GenBank genome assembly
AUGUCUGUGGUAUUGGAUGAUGAAGAAAAUAUUACGUUUGAAGAGGCACUCGACAGAACAGGAUAUGGCCUGUACAGUGUAUCGAUGGCAGCGCUGACGGGCAUCGUUAUAAUAUCUUUUGCAUGUAUAUUCUAUAGCAGCACCAUCAUAGUGCCGGUGAGCGCCUGCGAACUCGAUACUACCAGUGCUCAGCAAGGCAUACUCGUUGCUGGACCUAUAGUAGGAGCCAUUUUAGGGGCGGUAGUUUGGGGAUGCAUAGCUGAUCAGCAUGGUAGGAAGAAAACACUAAUGACGUCACUUAUUGCCGGAGCAUUACUCAACGCUCUAGCCAGCCUCUCAACAAAUUGGAUCUUUCUGCUUAUUUUGCAAUUCAUCGCUUCCUUGAUGAUAUCAGGACAGUACUCCCUGGCGAUGACUAUCCUCAGUGAGAGUGUACCAGCAUCAAAGAGGAAUAUCCUCGUACUACUCGUGACAAGUAUUUUCCUUCUAUCGCAAGGAUUCAUGGCUGUUCUAGCGAUGCCAAUAAUCCCGCUAGCGUUUUCUUAUCAUCUGCCCUACCUAAACAUCUACUGGAACUCAUGGCGACAACUACUUUUUCUCUACUCUCUACCCAGUCUCCUUACGGCGCUGUGGCUCACCUGCAUGCAGGAGAGUCCAAAAUUUCUUUACUGUAAAGGUAAUGAAGCAGAGGCACUGAAAGUCCUUAAAAUCAUACACAGAAUCAAUAACAGGAAUUCCUCAAAUGAAUUUCAAAUGGUAGAACACAUCGGCAGGCGUAAUAUGGUAAUGAUAGUGACCUCAGUGUGUGGUGCGAGCGGUAUUCUAGUCAACGUGGUACCAAACGCCGUUGCCAGUGCAGUGCUAUUUAUGCUACAACUCAUGGGGAUUGUUGCUCUUGGGCUGUAUACUGCGCUAUGUGUAACAUUGUUCCCUACUCGUUUGAGGUAG